UCCAAAGAUUGAGUUAGGCGAAAAGAAAAAUCGGAAAAUAGGUACAUUUCGCAAACAAAGAAAAAAAAAAUGACACAAUUUGACCUCCAAACCGAUAUCUCAUAGCGGUCGACCCGUCGAGUGCAUGCUGCCCGUUUUUCUCACCGGGUCAAGGUCAAAGUGGGUCGACCCACGAGUUGACAACCUUGAAAACCAUCUCCGCUUAAUUGGCUCGCUCCAUCAAACAAUCAUCAAAACCAAACGAUUUUCCAUUUCACAAUCUAUCUCACGCGUCUCUAUGAGAAGUGAAUAAAGUGAUAACCAUCUCCGCUUAAUCGGCUCGCUCCUUUGUCAAAAAAAAAAAAAUCGGCUCGCUCCACCAGACUCACCGGCCACCGCCGCCGUGCGUCAUCGUACUUCCAGGCCUCAUCGUCCACCGUUCGUAAUCCAAUUAUUUCUCAUCGCAGCAGCUUGCUAGACUUUUUUCUUCUUCUUUUCGCCUUCUCCGUCGCUGUCUCCGUAAUUGCUAGCUGUAUAUAACCGCGGCCGCAUAACCGUGCGCAUUCACGCCUCCGCCGAGCGUCCCUACUUUCCGGCCAAAAUCAAGCUCCGCCACUUGCACAAGCAACGCAUGCUCGCUGAUUGAAAUUCGCUUGUGCACACGAGAAAGCUCACUUUCCGACGGUCUCUCAUAUUCCAAUGACGGAUAGGGCCCGGACAAGUGCCGCCGCUCCUUCACAACACCAGCGUUGUGCCAAGAGAUCUGAUGAACCGAGUGACAGGAUCAGUGAACUGCACGAUGAAAUCCUGUGUCAUAUACUGUCUUUCUUGACACUGAAACAGGCAGCCGCUACCAGCGUUCUUUCUAGUCGCUGGAGGUACCUGUGGCAUCCAUACAUUGCCUCGACUCUAAUGCUGCAGCAACCAAUGAGAGAGGAGCUAGAUUUCCACAGUUGCCUACUGAGCUUAGGUCAGCAUCAAAUAGCGGAUGGUGCUAACGAGAACAACUAGAGUUCCAAAACUCGGGGACGAAUUCAAUAAUAACUCUCUUUGCUUGACUAUAGAGUAUAAUGAUGUUAUCGGGUGCUGGGCUCUUUCUGUUCUCUCGGCGGUUGGUUCGAAAGCAUGAACUGUAGUUUCAGUAAGGCUUUGGACAAUGCAAGGCCCGACAAAAGUGAGUUCUCUAUACUUUACCAGCACGCCUUCUGGAUUGAGUGAUCCACUAUGGUUCUAUUUGGUCCUCACUCUAGAGAUUGUGUGAGUAGUUAGGAGAAAUCAUUGAGCAGCUAUUGUUAGUUAAUAUGUAUGGUCCUUAAGUCACCAGCAUUAAGUGACAUGAGCAAUCUUUUGUAUUUUAUAGUCGCUGGUCGGUCAAUGAGCUUUACAUACUCGGAUGCUUCUUGUUGUACUGAGUUAGAAUGAAUCGAGAUAUCUUUUUAUCUAAGGAUCCUUUUUUUUAAUUCAUGCUUCCCUAAUGCCUUCUGAGGGCUUCGUAACAGGGUACAUAGUGCCCCCAAUAGGGAUGGCUCAGAAUGAUUGCUUGAUUAAACCAAUCUCAAGGAAUUUGUAGCAGCCUUAAUACAUACUUGAUAUGGUUGGUGUUCUUCAUUUGCUGCUGUGAUUGAAGCAACAACUUACUUACAAAAGCUUGUGGUCUGUGUUAGCAAGCUCCACAGGAAACAAUUUAUAAGCAUCAGUUUUCAUUCUAUGUGUUCAUCUUCUGAUCGAUCCGCUCGCCAGGAAUCGGUUUUGGCUACAGUGAACCGAUAGUGACGAGUUCCUGACAUAACCAGAUCUAUUUUCUUGGUGUUUUCUUGUGCAGGCAUUGUUUUUCCUCUUCGCUAAGAAACAGAAGUGAAAUUGUGUAGCUUUGAGAGACUGUCCCAGCAGGCCGUGACACUUGGUAAGUGUUGAACUUUGAUGGGGAGCACUGUGUUUGUAAGUCAUGACAUUGAUCGAGUUCAUGCAGCAUCCCUUGAGAGGGCUUUAUACGGUAAUAAAUCGGAAAGUAGCUGACAAAGCAGAUCAGCUGAUAGGAGAGCAACAUCUUCAUUCCUCAAUUUAAGUUGGUGAUUCUCUGAUUCAAAGCAAAUCAGCUGCCUGACUUGCUGUUUGUGCUGCUUGUAGAUUUACUCACCCCCUGACAGAGUGUUAGGUCUACUGUUGUGCGGUUCAUUGUUCUCUCCAAGCAGACUAUCACCUUUUGUGAUCUUUCAUUCGACUGCUGUGUUUCCUUUAGCGUUUUGCUAAGCGUUCUGCUAAUCGAGUUGUCCAUUGAACAUGACAAAAUGCCUCUAGUUGUUUAUCUUAGGGUUGUCUUCUUUCGAUUUUUUGCUAUCUAAGUUUAAUAUGCAUGGGGAAAAUAAAACCUUGCACAUCAC
Messenger RNA from Linum trigynum, 2360 nucleotides. Lineage: Eukaryota; Viridiplantae; Streptophyta; Magnoliopsida; Malpighiales; Linaceae. The record is from the annotation of a GenBank genome assembly.